This is a messenger RNA of Pungitius pungitius (ninespine stickleback), 8858 nucleotides long. It is a transcript of the gene notch1a, whose product is annotated as notch receptor 1a. Gene Ontology annotation, biological process: regulation of developmental process; cell differentiation; regulation of DNA-templated transcription. Lineage: Eukaryota; Metazoa; Chordata; Actinopteri; Perciformes; Gasterosteidae. Gene Ontology annotation, cellular component: membrane. The coding region runs from base 197 to 7630 and encodes 2477 amino acids. The record is from RefSeq and is a predicted model, not a curated record. The transcript is spliced from 34 exons. Gene Ontology annotation, molecular function: calcium ion binding; signaling receptor activity; Notch binding.
AUUUCAUUGAGAACUCGUACAGCACCAGGUCAACAUCUACGAAGCCCUCUGGAAGACAUUUUCCGCUCUCACCGCUGGAUUUACCUUUUUUUCAGAGGGUUUUUCAUUUCAAGCCCCCACCUGGAGUGAACCAAACUGCGGAUCUAUGCGAACCCUACGCGGGACUCAACCACAUCUGUGAAGUUGAACAGGAGGAAUGCAUCGUUUCUUUGUGAAACUAACAUUUCUGUUUUCUGCAAUCGUCCUCUCACAAGGUCUAAAAUGCUCCCUGCCCACUGAGACGUGUCUGAAUGGAGGCUGGUGUGAAGCCACCUCCAACGGAAACGGAGAAUGCAAGUGUCCCAGCGACUACGUAGGCAGUCGGUGCCAGUAUCCCAGCCCCUGCAGCCCUUCGCCCUGCCGCAACGGCGGCGAAUGCCGCGCCGUUUCCCGCGGCAACACCUUCGAUUUCCACUGCGUGUGCCGCCUGGGCUUCACCGACCGGCUGUGCCUGACCCCGUCCAACCACGCCUGCAUGAGCUCCCCCUGUCGCAACGGGGGAACAUGCGAUCUCAUCACCCUCUCCGCCUUCCGCUGCCGCUGCCCACCUGGUUGGUCAGGUAAAACCUGUCAGCUCGCCAACCCGUGCGCGUCCAACCCGUGCGCGAACGGGGGCCAGUGCUCGGCUUUCGAUUCCACCUACAUCUGCACCUGCCCGCCGGCCUUCCACGGCCAGACCUGCAAGCAGGACGUCAACGAGUGCGCACAGAACCCCUCGCCCUGUCUCAACAGCGGCCUGUGCGUGAACGAGGUGGGCUCGUACAGCUGCCGCUGUCCCCAAGAGUACACCGGGAAACACUGCGAGGCGACAUACAUGCCGUGCAGCCCCUCGCCGUGCCUGAACGGAGGCACCUGCGUGCAGAAAGGAGACACCGUCUACGCCUGCAGCUGCCUUCCAGGUUUCACGGGGCAGCACUGUGAUUACAACAUCGACGACUGUCCGGGCCACACCUGCCAGAAUGGAGCUGUGUGUGUGGAUGGUGUGAACACCUACAACUGCCGAUGCCCACCUCAUUACACAGGUCAAUACUGCACAGAAAAUGUGGACGAGUGCGAGUUGAUGCCCAACGCGUGCCAGAACGGAGGAACGUGCCACGACACCCACGGCAGCUACCACUGCGUCUGCGUCAACGGGUGGACGGGUGACGACUGCAGCGACAACAUCGACGACUGCGCCAGCGCGGCUUGUUACAGCGGCGCCACCUGCCACGACCGCGUGGCCUCCUUCUUCUGCGAGUGCCCCCACGGUCGCACAGGUCUGCUGUGCCACCUGGAUGACGCCUGCAUCAGCAACCCUUGUCAAAAGGGUUCCAACUGUGACACGAACCCAGUCAACGGGAAGGCGAUCUGCACCUGCCCCCCAGGUUAUACCGGGUCAGCCUGCAACCUGGACAUCGACGAGUGCUCCCUCGGUGCCAACCCCUGUGAGCAUGGUGGCCGCUGCAUCAACACCCAAGGCUCCUUUCAGUGCAAGUGCCUUCAAGGAUACGAAGGACCUCGUUGCGAGAUGGACGUCAAUGAGUGCAUGUCCAACCCGUGCCAUAAUGAUGCAACCUGCCUGGAUCAGAUUGGGGGGUUCCACUGCAUCUGCAUGCCAGGAUACGAGGGUGUGUUCUGCCACAUCAACACAGAUGAGUGUGCCAGCCAACCUUGCCUCAACAAUGGCAAGUGCAUCGACAAGAUCAACUCCUUCCACUGCGAGUGCCCCAAAGGUUUUUCGGGGAGUCUGUGUCAGGUGGACAUUGACGAGUGCGCCAGCACUCCCUGCAAGAACGGAGCUAAAUGUACUGAUGGUCCCAACAAGUACACCUGCGAAUGUGCUGAAGGUUACUCGGGGCAGCACUGUGAGACUGACAUCAAUGAGUGCUACUCUGACCCAUGCCACUAUGGUACCUGCAAGGACGGCUUAGCCUCCUUCACCUGCUACUGCCGACCUGGCUACACUGGCCGCUUGUGUGAGACCAACAUCAACGAGUGCCUCAGCCAGCCCUGCAAGAAUGGCGGCACUUGCCAGGACAGGGAGAACACAUAUAUUUGCGCUUGCCCCAAAGGCACAGCGGGUUACAAUUGCGAGGUCAACCUGGACGACUGCAAGAGCAGACCGUGCGACUACGGGAGGUGCAUCGACAAAAUCAACGCCUACGAGUGUGCAUGUGAACCCGGCUACACAGGAACAAUGUGUAACAUCAACAUUGACGAUUGCGCCAAGAACCCCUGUCACAACGGGGGCACGUGCCUUGAUGGCAUUAACCGGUUCACCUGCCUGUGCCCGGAGGGCUACAACGACGCCACUUGUUUGUCUCAGGUCGAUGAGUGUAGCAGCAACCCCUGCAUCCACGGCCGAUGCCAGGACCUCAUCAACGGCUACAAAUGUACCUGCGACUCUGGCUGGAGCGGCCCCAACUGUGACAUCAAUAACAACGAGUGUGAGUCCAACCCGUGCAUGAACGGGGGAACCUGCAAGGACAUGACCAGCGGAUACCACUGCACAUGCAGAGCUGGUUUCACCGGACCUAACUGCCAAACUAACAUCAACGAGUGUGCCUCCAACCCCUGCCUCAACCAGGGCACCUGCAUUGACGAUGUGGCUGGAUACAAGUGCAACUGUUUGCUGCCCUACACCGGUGAAAACUGUGAGAUCCUGCUGGCACCCUGCAGCCCCAGACCCUGUAAAAACGGUGGAGUGUGUAAGGAGGCGGAAGACUACCAGAGCUUCUCCUGUAUCUGCCCUGAAGGAUGGCAAGGUCAAACAUGUGAGAUCGACAUCAACGAAUGCGUGAAGAGCCCAUGCCGCAACGGUGCUGUCUGCCAUAACACUAUGGGUGGUUACCAGUGCAAGUGCCAGCCAGGUUACACUGGCCAGAAGUGUGAGACGGACACUGAUGACUGCAAACCAAAUCCCUGCAGUAACGGAGGUCUGUGCCGCGAUGCCAUCAACACUUUCACGUGCACCUGUCUUCCCGGCUUUCGUGGCGGUAGAUGCGAGCAGGACAUAAACGAGUGUGAAAGUAACCCCUGUAGAAACGGCGCCAACUGCACCGACUGCGUCAACAGCUACACGUGCACCUGCCCGCCCGGUUUCAGUGGGAUCAACUGUGAGGUCAACACCAACGACUGCACGGACAGCUCUUGCUUCAAUGGUGGCACCUGCGUGGAUGGGAUUAACGCGUUCACCUGCCUGUGUCUACCCGGAUUCACUGGCAGCUACUGCCAAUAUGAUAUCGAUGAGUGCGACUCCAAACCGUGUCUCAAUGGAGGAUCUUGUCUGGACAGUUAUGGGACAUAUUUGUGCACGUGUCCUCAUGGCUACAUAGGCGUCAAUUGCCAGAUUCUGGUGCGCUGGUGUGAUUCCUCCCCUUGUAAAAAUGGAGGUUCGUGCUGGCAGCAGGGAGCGUCUUACACCUGCCAGUGUCAGACUGGAUGGACCGGCCUGUAUUGUGACAUCCCCAGUGUGUCUUGUGAGGUUGCAGCCAAACGGCAAGGGGUGGAGGUGGCUCACCUGUGCAGGAACUCGGGCCAGUGCCUGGAUGCCGGAAACACGCAUUACUGUCGCUGCCAGGCCGGCUACACCGGGAGCUACUGCCAGGAACAAGUGGACGAGUGCUCACCAAAUCCUUGCCAGAACGGAGCCGCCUGCACAGACUAUCUGGGGGGCUACAGCUGUGAGUGUGUCCCCGGCUACCACGGCGUAAACUGCUCCAAAGAGAUCAACGAAUGUCAGUCACAGCCCUGUCAGAACGGAGGCACGUGCAUCGACCUCAUCAACACAUACAAGUGCUCGUGCCCCAGAGGAACACAAGGUGUCCACUGUGAGAUCAAUUUGGAUGACUGCACCCCCUCCAGCGACCCACUGACCAAUGAGCCCAAGUGCUUCAAUAACGGCAAGUGUGUGGACCGCAUCGGGGGCUACCAGUGCGUGUGCCCAGCGGGCUACGUAGGAGAGCGCUGUGAGGGCGACGUCAACGAGUGUCUGUCAGACCCCUGUGACCCCCAAGGGUCUUACAACUGUGUUCAGCUCACCAACAGCUACCGCUGCGAAUGCCGCACGGGAUACACAGGUCAGCGUUGUGACAAAGUGUUUGACGGCUGUAAAUCGAGACCCUGCAAAAACGGAGGGUCAUGUGCUGUUGCCAGCAACACGCCUCAUGGUUUCAUCUGCAAAUGUCCGCCCGGCUUCACCGGCUCCUCUUGUGAGUAUGAUUCUCGCUCCUGCGGGAGUCUGAAUUGCAGGAACGGGGGUACGUGUGUGUCGGGCCACCUAGGCCCGCGCUGCUUGUGUCCACCAACCUUCACUGGGCCAGAGUGCCAGACCCCCACCGACAGCCUCUGCAUCUCCAACCCCUGCUACAACGGCGGAACGUGCCAGGUCACCGCGGACGCGCCUUUCUUCCAUUGCAGCUGCCCCAGCAAUUUCAACGGCCUGCUCUGCCACAUCCUGGACUAUUCCUUCGUCGGGGGUUUCGGCCGGGACAUCACCCCACCUCCGGAAGUGGAGGUGAGCUGCGAGAUAGCGCAGUGCAACGAGUGGGCCGGGAACCACAUCUGCGACUCGCUGUGCAACAACCACGCCUGCGGCUGGGACGGAGGGGACUGCUCGCUUAAUUUCGAUGACCCUUGGCAAAACUGCUCCGCGGCUCUGCAGUGCUGGCGCUACUUUAACGACGGGAAGUGCGACGGACAGUGCAACAGCCCCGGGUGUCUCUACGAUGGCUUUGAUUGUCAGGGACAGGAAGGGCAGUGCAACCCGCUGUAUGACCAGUACUGUAAGGACCACUACGCUGACGGUCACUGUGACCAGGGCUGCAACAAUGCAGAAUGCGAAUGGGACGGCCUGGACUGCGCCAACAACAUGCCAGAGAAGCUCGCGGACGGGCAUUUAGUCCUGGUGGUCCAUAUUCCACCCGAGCAGCUAAAAAACGGCUCUUCGACCUUCCUCAGAGAGCUCAGCAGCGUUCUCCACACCAACGUGGUGUUCCGCCGCGACGCCAAGGGAGAACCAAUGAUCUUCCCUUACUAUGGCAACGAACAGGACCUGGUCAAACACAACGUGCUGAAGCGCUCCGCAGAGGGCUGGCCCGAGUGGGCGUCAAUGCCCGCCAAUGUUUUGGGUCAGGUGAAGGAAAGCGUGUCGGCCAUGGUCAGCCCCCGCAAACGCAGAGAGCUGGAUCCAGUGCAAGUCAAAGGGUCUGUGGUGUACCUGGAGAUUGACAACCGUCAGUGCUACCAGCAGUCGAGUGAAUGCUUCCAGAGCGCCACAGAUGUAGCUGCAUUCCUUGGAGCGCUUGCCACUAGCGGGAAUCUCAAUGUUCCCUACAUCGAAGCUGUCACCAGUGUGAGACCUACUCCCGCCACUUCAGAGCUCUACCCCAUGUACGUAGUCUUCCUGGGCUUGGCUGCCUUGGGUUUCAUCUGCCUUGGUGUCCUGGUGUCUCGCAAGAGGCGACGAGAGCACGGCCAGCUUUGGUUUCCCGAAGGUUUUAAAGCGUCGGAGCCCAGUAAAAAGAAGCGCAGAGAGCCGUUGGGAGAAGAUUCUGUGGGAUUGGGGCCUAUGAAAAACUCGGACAUCAAUCUUAUGGAUGACAAUCAAAACGAAUGGGAUGAUCAAGAUCCAGACUGCAGACGCUUCAGGUUUGAGGAGCAGGCCAUGCUGGAUUUGAGCGACCGUACAGACCACAGGAAAUGGACGCAGCAACAUCUGGAUGCAGCUGACCUGCGCAUUGCGUCCAUUGCUCCUACGCCUCCUCAGGGAGAGACAGAGAAUGACUGCAUGGAUGUGAAUGUCAGGGGACCAGAUGGUUUCACUCCCCUGAUGAUCGCAUCCUGCAGCGGAGGAGGCCUGGAGACCGCUAACAUCGAAGAGGAAGAGGAUCCCUCAGCAGAGAUCAUCUCUGACUUUAUUUACCAAGGCGCCAAUCUCCACAAUCAGACUGACCGCACGGGCGAGACCGCCCUCCACCUGGCCGCCCGCUACGCCCGCUCCGAUGCCGCCAAACGCCUCCUGGAGUCCAGCGCCGACGCCAACGUCCAGGACAACAUGGGACGCACUCCGCUUCACGCUGCUGUCGCUGCAGACGCGCAGGGAGUCUUCCAGAUUUUAAUCCGAAACCGCGCCACUGAUCUUGACGCCCGCAUGCACGACGGAACAACACCGCUCAUCCUGGCGGCCCGACUGGCGGUUGAGGGAAUGGUGGAGGAGCUCAUCAACUGCCACGCGGAUGCUAACGCCACCGACGACACUGGUAAAUCUGCUCUUCACUGGGCCGCGGCGGUAAACAAUGUGGAGGCGGCUAUGGUGCUGCUGAAAAAUGGUGCCAACAAAGACAUGCAAGACAACAAGGAGGAGACACCAGUUUUCCUUGCAGCCCGGGAAGGAAGCUUCGAGACAGCCAAGGUUCUCCUGGAACACUUUGCCAAUCGUGAGAUCACCGACCAUCUCGACCAGCUGCCCAGAGACAUCGCACAGGAACGCAUGCACCAUGACAUCGUCCGUCUUCUGGAUGAGUACAACGUGGUCAGGAGCCCCGGGCUUCACAGCGGCCCACUUAGCACCUCCAGCCUCUCGCCACCUCUCUGCUCCCCCAAUGACUACCUUAGCAACCUCAAGCCCAUGCUGUCCGUCAAGAAGGUUCGCAAACUCAGCUCCGGCGGCAAGGGAGGGAAGGAUGGGGGCAAAGAUAAUCGAAUGAAGAAGAAGAAGUCCCUGGAUGGAAAGGGCAACUUGCUCGACUCUUCAGCCGUCCUCUCGCCGGUUGAUUCCCUCGAGUCCCCGCACGGCUACCUGUCCGAUGUGGCCUCCCCUCCCAUGACAUCGCCCUUCCAGCAGUCGCCGCCUAUGUCUCUAAAUCACCUACAAGGCAAUGGAGACCAUAUGGGCCAGAUGAGCAUGGGUAAGGAUAUGGGCUGUAUGUCUUUUGACCACAACCCUCCCCGUCUCUCCCACAUGCCUGUGUCCAGCGCCGGCACUCAGGGUACAACAUCCAUAGGUGGCAGCAGAGGAGGCCAGUGUGACUGGAUCUCCAGGAUGCACCCAGGUGUAGGCCAGCAAGGGGGCUUCACCCAGGGGUCAACCAUAUCCCACGGCAUGAUGGGGGCCCUGCAUGGCGUCAGCACUGCCACCCUGUCCCAGAUCAUGGGGUACCAGAAUAUGCAGACGAGCCACCUAGGUUCGUCCGCGCACAUGAUGCAGCAGGCUCAUUCCCGGCAGCUCCAGCACCAGAACUCUAACUCCACCACAGCCGGCCAGCCCCUCGGCCAGGGCUUCCCGAACGUUGAGCUGAACGGCUCAGACAUGCAGCAGAACAACGGCCGCUCCAUGCCCAUCCACACCGUCAUGCCGCAGGAGACGCAGAUCCUCGGCACCCAGUUCCUCACCCCUCCCUCCCAGCAUAGCUAUUCUGGCCCCAUGGACAACACACCCAACCACCAGCUACAGGUACCCGACCACCCAUUCCUAACCCCCUCCCCCGGCUCCCCCGACCAAUGGUCCAGCUCGUCCCCACAUUCCAACAUGUCCGAUUGGUCGGAAGGCAUCUCAAGCCCGCCUACAAGUAUCCACUCGCAGAUGAAUCUGAUCCCGGACCAGUUUAAGUAGAGACUUGUAAAAAAACUUUUUAGUAGGAAGAAAAUAUAUACAAAGAACAUUCAUAGAGAAAGAGAGUGACAAACCUGUAUUGAGACUGAAGAUGCUCCUUUUUUAUUAUCAGUUUUGAUACUAACGUUAAAAAACAGUUUUAGGUAUUUUGUAUUUAUUUAUGUGCUUUUUUGACCUGAAAUAUAAAGAAGAUGCUUUUAUAUUUAUGCUUUUUUAUUUUUUCUUCUGUUAUGUAUCGGAAGAUUAGAAACUCUUUUAAAAGAGUAUAUCAGACAUACGACUAAAAUGUGUACACUGGCUAUUUAUUUGUAUUUUCUGUUGCUAUAUUCACUGGAUUUAAUUUACUCUUUUGGUCACAAAUUGUUAUUUUUGGGCUUUCGUUGUUUUAUGUUUGUACAUAUUUUGUUUUCUAACAUUUAUAGAUUAUUGUAAAAUGUUCAGUAUUAAUUAAUUAUAUUUCCUUUGUCCCGGUAAAUGACGCAGGUUUUGUUACUGAACUAUAUUUCACUGAGUCUUAUCACUGAGUCUGUUAGACGACGAUUAAAUAUAUAUAUCAAAAAGCCACAGAUUUCAUGAUGUUGCUUCCUACACUAGUGGCAAAAUGAGAGUAACUGAGCGACGGAAACAGAGACCUUAAAGCACAGAACAAAUAUCCCUAUUUUGAGUUGAGAGAUGCCUCACGGAAGGAGUGACGCUGCUUCUCAAUCAACUUGAGCCUUUUUUUCCCAUUGAAUAAUGGUCUUGGCUGGUGUUGCGUAAUUGAUUUGUGAUACUUUGUGAAAGAAGAAACGUUUCUGAUUUUCAGAUUGUAUUCCAAAUCAGUGAUUAUGGUUAUGUGUUAAAUUGCAGAGCCGUUGUAGAAGCGUUGAAAUGUUACAUUUGCGACAGUUUAAAUAGUUCCAGUGUGAAUUUGGUUUUUCUUGAGAAAAUCAAUGAAUUUGUCAGAUUUCUUUUUAAAGAAAUGUCUUGGAAGUGGAGAUCAUUGUUUGUGAAAGAAAUGGGGACCUUUGUUUGUGUGUAAAACAACAUCAUCUGUACUUUGUGUAGUUGAUGUCUGAAUGUCAUGUUUUAUAAACUAAUUCAGAGAUAAAAUAUGCUUUAAAAAAAAGAUGUAAUUCAAAAUCCAUGUUCAUGCAAAGUUGUAGUUCGCAAAGAAGUAUUUUCUGAUUUAAAUGUUUUGUAAAAAUUGUCUUGAUUCAAUAAAAGAUACCGUCAAACUCUGAAGAUA